AUGGAACAANUGGAGAAACAAGGCUCUUCUUAUCUUCUUCUUCGUCUUCUUCUUCAUGCUCCAAUGUCGAGAGGACCAGGUCGUUUGCUGCAGAACGUGACACAGUUCGCCGAUACUCAAUUCAAACAAUUCUCCACUCGUUAUGGAGACCAAGUCAUAAACAUUCUCGAUUUCCCAAUCAAACUCGUCUUGUCUCCUUUCACUCUCGCCUUCGACAUCGCUGGCUCUGCACCUCGCGGCUUUGGCAUCCCCGAAUUCAUCUCCAAAAUAUCUUAUCUCUCCGUUUUCGCAGUUGCUACGCUUGGAACUUAUGACAUUGCAUUCGAUAUGGGAAAGAAAGUCAUAUGCCAAAGGGAUUGCAAGACUUGUAACGGAUGGCAGGCGUUACGGUGCACCAUGUGCAAAGGAACAGGGAGUGUUCAUUAUCAAAUCAAAGAUUACAACUUGAGAAGUGGAGAGAAACCAACAGCAGAUUGUCUCGCAGAUGCCAUAGUUGACAAUCGAGCUGAGUUAGUGCAUCUUCCGGCCUCCAUUGACAUUAGUGCACCGUUGCCGUCAAAAGACUGCCCAACUUGUGAUGGAACAGGUGUGAUGAGCUGUACUGAGUGCAAGAACAAGCUGCAAGUGAGGAUAUCGGCUGAUGAUAUCAUGGAACCUCCAUGGAAAGCAUACAAUGUGCUGAAGAGGAUGGAUUACCCCUACGAGCACAUUGUUCACAGCAUGAAAGAUCCCAGCAUCGCAAAUUUCUGGUUGAUCACUUUGCCUCAGAUUAUGGGUGGAUUCGAGCAUGAUGAAGAUGUCAAGAAGAAAAUAUGGUGGCAAUACGAGGAAUCUAUGCGAUACGAUCAGCUCCGGGACUUGGUGGCAAAACGAAAUCCUGGCUGGGAAUAUUUGCAGGAUGCCUUAAUCUCCAUUGAUCCUGUUCGUGCUCGGGAAGACCCUGUCAUAGUGAAGAAUGUUCCGUUUUACAAGGCUAAGAAAGCACUGGAGGCUGAAGUCACAAAGCUCAAUCCACCGCCUCGUCCUCAGAAUUGGGGUGAUCUGAAUCUCCCAUUGAAUACUUCGUCUUGGAGUGAAGAGGAUCUCAAGAACCCUGCAAAACUGUACGAGAAGACGGUUCUUCUCAAUGCUCAAAGAGAAAUCGCAGACAAAAUCUUGGAUGCACAAUGGGAAGCUAAGUGGCGUCAAGAAAAGGUGGAGGAGAUGUUGGAGGAGAAAGUGAGACCUUAUAUCCAAGACUCAAGCAUGUGUGUUCUUCCCCAACCCAUCUUGUUAAAGUCUCACAAGAAAGACCAAAAGGGAAACCGGCAAAGGAAGUGGUGGUUCUUUUAA
This is a messenger RNA of Microthlaspi erraticum, 1332 nucleotides long. The record is from the annotation of a GenBank genome assembly. Lineage: Eukaryota; Viridiplantae; Streptophyta; Magnoliopsida; Brassicales; Brassicaceae.